AUGGCUUCGACAUGGCUCUUGUCGCUCUUUGGCCUGCUUCUCACUCUCUCCUUAUCCUCCUUCACAUCAGCUCAAUCUGGUAAUGCAUCGACGAUAUACAAGACUCGAUUUGACGGGGUCACCUGGGACGCUGCCAACUGGGUGCUCACCACCACCAAUCUGGAUCAAGGACAUUAUCAAUCUCGAAUGGUGGUUGCGAAUGGCUAUCAUGGAAUCAACGUAGCAUCCCUAGGCCCAUUCUUCGAGGUCGAUACUCCUGUCGACGGGGACAAUAUCAAUGGAUGGCCUCUGUUCGAUCGACGACAAACCUUCGCCACUGUUGGAGGCCUCUGGGACUCUCAACCAAAGACCAACGGCUCCAAUUUUCCCUGGCUGUAUCAAUAUGGCUGGGAUACUGCCAUCAGUGGCAUUCCUCACUGGAGUGGCAUCGUUCCAGAUUUGGGAGGAAGCAACUACCUGGCUGCUGCCACCGACGGCUCGACCAUCAGCAGUUUCAGAUCAAACCUCGACAUGAAGCGUGGUCUUAUGAACUGGGCUUUUACGUGGUCGCCAAAUGGCCAUGCGUCAUUCAAUGUGUCCUACCAAAUGUUCGCACAUAAGCUCAAUAUCAAUCAGGGCUUUGUUACCAUGAAUAUCACUGCGGCCAAAGCCACAAACAUUACAAUAGCGAAUGUGCUCAAUGGAGACUGCGCUGUCCGCACAACUCCUGGACAGAAUGGUAUUGACUCUGGUCUCAUUUUUACUUCUGUUCAGCCGAAUGGCAUUCAUAAUGUGACGGCGUUCGUAUACGCUGGUAUGACGAGCACCGGGGCUUCAGUUCGCUCUGUCGAGCAAGCGACAUGGCAGCGGCCGUAUGUGGGCAAUAAUGCAUCAUCAGUGGCCUCUGCGGUGAAUGUCACCCUUCAGGCUGGGCAGGUUGCUACCUUCACCAAAUUCGUCGGAAUCGCCUCAACUGAUGGAUUCCUGAGUCCCCGUGCUGUUGCAAGAAAUGCCGCGCUUGCCGCGAGACAGGCUGGUUAUGCUGCCUCAUUGCAGACCCACGCUGCAGAAUGGGCACAACAGUUUCCUACUACGUCUGUCGACGAUUUCUCAUUCCCAGAAAAUGGUACAUUGCCAAACGAUCAAUUUAUACUCGAAGCAGCAAUUACAGCGGUGACAAACCCAUACCAUCUCCUUCAAAACACCAUUUCGCAGAAUGCAAUUGAUGCAACGGCCAAUGCCGCCAAUUCAAUUAACAGUCAUAGCAUUGCCGUGGGAGGACUGGGUUCAGAUUCAUACGCUGGACAAAUCUUUUGGGAUGCUGAGGUGUGGAUGCAACCCGGUCUGGUAGCAGCAUUUCCAUCAGCGGCCAAGGGUAUUGCAAACUAUCGAGUGGAGAGGUAUCAGCAGGCGAAGCAAAAUAUUGGCACUGCGUUCGCCUCCUCCAAGAAAAAUACCACGUUUAGUUCUGCUGCAGCCAUCUUUCCCUGGACGAGUGGACGCUUUGGGAACUGUACAGCCACUGGUCCAUGUUGGGAUUAUGAGUAUCACCUGAACGGGGACAUUGGCCUGGAGUUCAUCAAUUUAUGGAUCGCGUCGGGCGACACGGCAUUAUUUCAGGAGUCUCUCUGGCCCAUCUAUGACUCCGUUGCCACAAUGUACUCAGAAAUCCUUGAGCGAAACGGCUCUCAUUGGGUUCUCCUCAACAUGACUGAUCCAGACGAGUAUGCCAACCACGUCGACAAUGGUGGCUUCACCAUGGCUUUGAUCUCUACCCAUCUCACCUACGCCAAUCAGUUCCGCUCCAUGUUCAAUGCCACGCCCAAUGCAAAGUGGGCGGGUAUGUCUCAAAACGUGCUGAUAGGCCGGGAUGAAGACGCGGACGUCACACUGGAAUACACUGGCAUGAACGGCACGACUGUCGUAAAACAGGCGGAUGUCAUUCUCAACACUUACCCGCUCUCCUUUACCGGGCAGAAUUAUACGUCCAACGACUCGCUCAGCGAUCUCGACUAUUAUGCUGCCCAGCAAUCCGUGGACGGUCCCGCCAUGACAUACGCGAUCUUCUCCAUCAUCGCAAACCAGAUCUCGCCAUCCGGAUGCUCUUCCUAUACCUAUCAACAAUAUAGCUCGCAACCGUACCUCCGAGGGCCGUGGUUCCAACUCUCUGAACAGUUGGUCGACAACUGGAACGAGAAUGGCGGGACGCACCCAGCAUAUCCCUUCCUGACAGGCCAUGGAGGCGCGUUACAAGUCGUGCUAUUUGGAUAUCUAGGUUUACGUCUGAUUCCAGAUUUCAAUCUGCACAUUGACCCCAGUUUACCGCCUCAGAUCCCACAAAUCAGAUACCGCACCUUCCACUGGUAUGGUUGGCCGAUCUCUGCCUUCUCGAACCAGACACAUACGGUCCUGACGAGGAACGGUGGCCUUGCUCCUAGUGAGGGCGCGGUCCCGAACGCUACCUAUGCAACCUCUGCCAUUCCCGUCGUGGUUGGGCCCAUCGGCUCGCCCCCCCUUGCGACCUACUCCUUGAUGCCGAACUCCAGCAUAACAGUCCCCAACAGACAAAUUGGUCUUAUCCCUACGACUGAAAACAAUGUCGCGCAAUGUCUCCCUGUCUCGUCCCCCGACGACUACUUGCCAGGCCAGUUCCCGCUUUCGGCAGUCGAUGGUGCAACGAGUACGAAAUGGCAGCCCGUGUCAGCAAAUAAGACAAGUUCCAUCACAGUGGCGCUGCCAGUGGGAUACAAGGUGACCGGGAUGGAGCUCAACUGGGGACAAAUACCGCCGUACAAUUACUCCGUCCUGUUCCACAAUCGAUCCCUCGCGGACCCGUCCGCUGCCACCAUCACCAACCCCGAUGGCGUCCUUGAAGUCGCGUCGAACCAGCGCGUGAACAUCACCGACAGGUACAACCUGACGGCGCUGAACUCGAUCGAGGCCGUGCAAGACAACAUCACCACGUUUGACAUCCCCUCGACUACCCCGCCCGUGUACACAGCGAGCUUCGCUACGCUGCGCAUCUGGGGCUCGCUGUACAAUGCCAGCGUCACCGCACGCAACAUGUCCGGCGACGGCGCCACGGUCGCCGAGUGGAGCAUCCUGGUGGAGGGACUGCAGAGUCCCAACGCUACGACUGCUGGAGGACCCGUCAGGAGGACGAGAGAUCUGGGCGGGAACCUAAAAGCCAGAGGCGAUAUGAGUCGUCUCGACGCCGAUCUGUUGAUGAAGCUGGGCCAUGUCGCGAGGUAUGCGAAUAGGGAGGGACGCAAGAUGCCAGGGAGAUGA
Messenger RNA from Cladophialophora psammophila CBS 110553, 3267 nucleotides. RefSeq lists its product as uncharacterized. Gene Ontology annotation, cellular component: fungal-type cell wall. The transcript has a single exon. The coding region runs from base 1 to 3267 and encodes 1088 amino acids. Gene Ontology annotation, biological process: trehalose catabolic process. Lineage: Eukaryota; Fungi; Ascomycota; Eurotiomycetes; Chaetothyriales; Herpotrichiellaceae. The record is from RefSeq and is a predicted model, not a curated record. Gene Ontology annotation, molecular function: alpha,alpha-trehalase activity; carbohydrate binding.